AUGGACGCAAAGAAUCCCAACAAGGAGUACAGAUCUACUCCCGAGUACGCAGAGUACCAGCGGGACAACUUUUGGGCCGACAAUGAAGGAAAAGUGCCUCCUUUCAACACACCAAAGGAGAAGCUCUCGGAGGGUGGCUGGUACUAUGCCUCUUCCAAUGCUGGCUACUCAACAACACAUCUCGCCAACCGCCAGGCCUUUUACCGUCAUCGCAUCAUUCCUCGCAUGCUAGUCGACACCAACAAGCGCGACACCACUUGGGAGAUUUGGGGCCAUAAAACCAGUGCACCCAUUGGAUUCUCUCCUAUUGGUAUCAACAAGAUCUAUAACCCUCUUGGAGAGCUUCCAGUCGCCAAAGUUGCGAAAGAACUCAAUCUGCCGUAUUGUCUGAGCACUGCUGGUUCGCAACCGAUUGAGGAUGUUGGUGCUGCUAAUGGAGAGGGUCCUCGCUUUUUCCAGCUAUACAUGCCGCACGACGACGAGUUGACCAUUUCACUCUUGCGUAGAGCCAUUGAUUCGGGCUUCACCGCCUGCAUCUUGACUGUUGAGUAUGUGGUUUCUCAAGUUUUUCGACCGAAUCAGCCACUGACAAGUCCUUCACAGCNNACAUGGCAACUCGGAUGGAGACACGACGAUGUCGCACACAGCAACUAUGCUUUCUACCAUGGAAUUGGUGCCGAUUUGGGUCUUUCCGAUCCUGUAUUCCAGAAGAGGCUCGCAGAAGACGGUAUCGAUCCUAAGAAGGAACCUAACAAAGCAGGUGCCAAGUGGAUUGAUAAUGUCUGGCAUGGCAGAGCUCACAGCUGGGAGAAGAUGCCCUGGCUCAUCAAGACGUGGAAGGAGAUGAGUGGCGGCAAGCCUUUUGCUAUCAAGGGUAUUCAGAGCGUGGCCGAUGCCAGAAAAUGUGUUGAGAUUGGUUGUGACGGUAUUGUUGUCAGCAACCAUGCUGGAAGACAAGUUGACGGCGCCGUGGCGAGUCUUGAUGCCUUGGAACAGAUUGUUGAUGCUGUUGGCGACAAGAUCUACAUCAUGUUCGACUCUGGAGUUCGUGGCGCCUCGGACGUCUUCAAAGCUCUUGCACUGGGAGCCAAGUUCGUUUUCGUUGGUAGGCUCUGGGUUUGGGGUUUGAGCAUCAUGGGAGAACAUGGUGUUAGGCACGUCAUGAAGUCGCUUUUGGCAGACUUUGAUAUCCUGUUGAACGUUGCUGGCUUCCAGAAUGUCGAGCAGAUUGUGGGCAACCGCGAAGCACUUGAGUCCUUACCCAAGGCAUACACACUCAUUCAGGAGAGAGCAAAGCUCUGA
Messenger RNA from Aureobasidium vineae, 1302 nucleotides. The record is from the annotation of a GenBank genome assembly. Lineage: Eukaryota; Fungi; Ascomycota; Dothideomycetes; Dothideales; Saccotheciaceae.